Messenger RNA from Callithrix jacchus (white-tufted-ear marmoset), 4333 nucleotides. Its product is annotated as membrane integral NOTCH2 associated receptor 1. NCBI's taxonomy places the organism in Eukaryota, Metazoa, Chordata, Mammalia, Primates, Cebidae. Gene Ontology annotation, cellular component: plasma membrane. Gene Ontology annotation, biological process: negative regulation of TOR signaling; negative regulation of cell population proliferation. The record is from RefSeq and is a predicted model, not a curated record.
CAAGCUUUUCAAGUUAUAAAUCAUGGGGACCAGUCAGGAAACUUCCCUCUUCUUGGUGAAGAUCUUGGAGGAACUGGACAGCAAGCAAAAUACCAUUUCUUAUCAGGAUCUGUGCAAAUCUCUCUGUGCCCGGUUCGAUCUGUCGCAGCUUGCCAAACUGAGAAGCAUGCUCUUCUACACGGCCUGUCUCGAUCCCAAUUUUCCAGCCACGCUGUUCAAAGACAAGAAGAAAUGCAUUGUGAAUAACCAGCAAUCCAAGAAAAUUAUGGUGGCAGCAGAUAUAGUGACGAUAUUCAACCUGAUCCAAAUGGAUGGCGGGGCCGCCAAGGAGAAGCUGCCUAUGGGCCGCCAGCAGGUGUGCAAGAAGGAGGCAUCCUUUGACUCAUGCAGGUCAGACACAGAGGUCUGCAAUGCAGCAGAGUGUGAGCCCCUGAACUGCGAGCUGAGUGAGAGAUCUUUCAGCCGGGGCUACCCCACCAGGCAGUCAUCCAAGUGCCGGAAGAUAGACUGCAAGGACUGCCCGCAGUUUGUCCCUGCCUCUGAGCCUAACUUCCUGUUGGGAGUUAGCAAAGAGGUGAAACACAGGGCUGCUUCCCUGGACAGGCUGCAGGCGCUGGCCCCUUACUCUGUGACCAGCCCUCAGCCCUGUGAGAUGCAGAGGACCUACUUUCCCAUGAACAUUGAAAAUGAGUCAAUUUCAGACCAGGACUCCCUGCCCAUCAACCAGAGCAUCAAGGAGACCUUCAUUUCCAAUGAGGAGCCAUUUGUGGUCCAGUCCUGUGUCCAGAAAAGGAAUAUCUUUAAAGAGGAUUUUCACAACUUGAUGGCAGUGUCCCCCAGUAUGGUUGGCCCCAUCAGCAAAGCAGAGAAUGAGCACGGGGAACCCCAGAGUCGAAAGGAACCCCACAAGCCACCCUUCUUUAACCACAGCUUUGAAAUGCCCUAUAACAGCCAGUACCUGAACCCGGUGUAUUCCCCUGUUCCUGACAAAAGGUGAGCAAAGCACAAAAGCUUAGAUGACCUUCAAGCCUCUACAUACUUCGGGCCCACUCCUGUGAUGGGGACCCAGGAAGCCAGGUGCUGUCCAGGGAGGCCCAGCAAGCAGACUCCAUGGCCAGCCAAAAGCUGGAGCCUGAACAUGGAGGAAGUUCCUGACUUUGAACGGUCCUUUUUCAAUAGAAAUCCCUCCAAGGAGAAGUUGCGCUAUCCAAAUGCCAGUAGCCAGACUCCCAAUUUCCCAGCCUCAGGCAGGCGCCCGACUUACCUCGUUCCAAAUGAUCAGCAGCCAAUUCUCCCCAUUGCUUAUGCAGCAAAACCAAACGGGCUCAAAUCUAAAGAGAUCUCAUCCCCUGUUGACCUGGAGAAGCAUGAACCAGUCAAAAAGUUUAAAGACAAGAGCAUUAACUGCACCAGCGGGCAGCUCAGCUCAGACACCAGCAGUGUGGGCACCCAGACCGAGCAUGUACUAGAGCCCAAGAAGUGCAAAGACCUGUGCACCUCCAGUCAGGGCAAGUACAGUGACAGGCAUGCCAUGAAGCACUCAGACGACGACUCGGAAGUUGUCAGUGACGACAUCAGUGAUAUUUUCCGAUUUUUUGAUGACAUGAGCAUCAGUGGCUCCACAGGAGUGAUACAUUCAUCCUGCUACAACAGCACAGGGUCCUUGUCUCAGCUCCAUAAGUCAGACUGCGACAGCUCUCCUGAGCACAACUUAACCAAAAUUGCCAAUGGGGUCCCCAACAGCAAGGGAGACAAAAGCAGCCGACCUGAAAACACCCACCACUUGGAAGAAGAGCUGAAGACCAGUGUGUGCAAACUGGUGCUCAGGAUCGGCGAAAUCGAACGGAAGCUGGAAUCCCUGUCAGGUGUCCGUGAGGAAACCUCCCAGGUCUUGGGCAAACUAAAUAAAUUAGACCAGAAAAUGCAACAGCCUGAGAAGGUGAAUGUGCAGAUAGACCUGAACUCCUUGACAAGCGAGGCUCCGUCUGAUGACAGUGCCUCUCCCCGGAUGUUCCGUGCACACAGUAGCUCCCAUGGACCCAAACUGGAGAACAACCCUGAUUGGUGCUGCUCUGAUGCUAGUGGGAGCAACAGCGAAAGCCUGCGGGUCAAGGCCUUAAAGAAAAGCCUCUUCACCAGGCCGUCCUCUAGGUCCCUAACAGAGGAGAACAGUGCCACAGAGUCCAAAAUUGCCAGCAUCUCCAACUCACCCAGAGACUGGCGUACCAUCACUUAUACCAACCGUGCAGGCCUCAAUGAGGAGGAGAUAAAAGACCCGGGCCCAGGAGAUAAUAAAGACUGGCAUCGGAAAUCUAAAGAGGCAGACAGACAGUACGACAUCCCCCCACAGCACCGACUGCCCAAGCAGCCCAAAGACGGCUUCCUGGUGGAGCAGGUGUUCAGCCCUCACCCCUACCCUGCAUCCCUCAAAGCCCACAUGAAGAGCAACCCUCUGUAUACUGACAUGUGGCUGACCGAGCUGGCUGAGGUGAAGUGAGGCCAACCUUCUUGGACCAUUGAGGAGUAUGCACGGAAUGCGGGUGACAAGGGCAAGCUGACAGCCCUGGACCUUCAGACACAAGAAUCUUUAAACCCAAACAACUUAGAGUACUGGAUGGAAGACAUUUAUACUCCAGGCUACGAUUCAUUACUAAAGCGUAAAGAAGCCGAAUUCAGACGAGCCAAGGUCUGCAAGAUAGCUGCUCUGAUCGCUGCCGCGGCAUGCACAGUCAUCCUCGUGAUUGUCGUGCCCAUCUGCACAAUGAAAUCAUGAGCUGAGAAUGCAACCUACAUGUGGCUUAUGACUACUGAUGUCUUGUCUGUAUUUUAGAAUCUUGCAGCAGUAAGGCAACAGUCUGUUGAGAUAGAGAUUAAAUCAUGGAAGCUUUUUCACAAAUGUUGAAUAAGGUGGUUUUUAGAAAAUACACAUUCUAGUGAGAAAUCUACCUACCUAUUAGCUUUGACUCAAUUACACUCGAUGCAUUUUUAGAAGUGCAAUAUCUUUUCCUACCAAAAGAAUGUAAUGAACUACCAGUAAAUACAAAUUGACUAUCCCAAGCCAAAAAAAGAGAGAAAGAUUAAUUGGGUUCCUUCCAUUUUGAUGACGUUUAAUGGUGGGGAAUAAGUUAUGCAGAAGAUAUUUAAUACAUGUCUCUUUAGAAGAAACUAAGGGAAAUAGCAACAUAAGAAGAAAAGAGGGUGAGUUCUCUUUUCCAUAAUGCUCUUAGACCAUUGCUGGUGAAAUAACAGGGUGCAUGUCCCUAAAGGGAAUUCCUUCUCUGUCGACUUGUAUCAAGGGCUACUGACUUUCAUUCUUGCCCUUUUGCCAUCAACACGACAGAAUGUCUGCAUCACUGCAGAUCUUCAUGGAAACGUUCUGGACCUUCUUCCUUGUGCCUGGGGUAAGAAGGAGCUGGACUACCAACUCAGGUGUGGAAUGAAGUGUUCAGACUGCAUGAUGGGCCAAGGUAUUCAGGCCAGGAGACCUUCCUGUCCUCAGUCCAAAGUGCAGGGGAGCUGCUUGCUAAUGAUGUAAGGUCAGUCUUUGAAAAUCAUGGCCACUCCAAAGAUCUCCUGUUCUUGCUUUUGGUGUAUGGCUGUAUUCCUUAAUUUUCUAUCUCCUGGUAUACCAGAGGCUCUGCCUCUCAUACAUGAGUUGAAGAGUCUGGAACUUCUCCUUGUGCCUUGAAGAGUAGAGACAAUGGCUAAACUUUGGCAUUCUAUCUGUAAACCAUGGUUUUCAUGCACCACUAAUGUCAGCCAUUUCAAUGGCUUUAAAAUGAUUUUGAAAGCUUGUUCAAUAAUAUAACAAUAAAGAAGGCACUGGGGUUUUCUCAGUUACCACAACACCUACUCCAGAGUUUUGAAUACUUAGCAGCAGUGCAAAAAUAUUAUCUAUUUAACCACUUAUCUAUAUCUAAAUACCUGAUUUUCAUUUAUUGUCUUCUCCGUUAAAUAACUUAGAGCAAGGUUUCUUUAAUGUAAAAGAAGCUGUUGUAAUUUCACCUGAAUUUUGAUCUGUCUCCACCUGCUGAAUGGUGUUUUGACAAUAAUGGAACAGAAAGAAUCCUUAUCAGCAUCUGAUUCUAUCUUGUCACAGGUUAAAGAAAAAAGGAUUGACAGAAACUAGCUCCCUUGUAUUUUUUUUAUAACAAGGUGGGACAUAAAUAGAUUUUGGUAGCAAGUGUAAUCACUCUGGAUGAUAUAAUAAAUUUCUAAAUAAGAGGUGUGAGAGCAUUUCAAUUUUUAAAGCAAUAGGAGUCCAGCAUCCAUUUAAAAAAAUCCCAAAUAACGCUUAUCUUGCUGUGCCUAAUUCUGUUGUUCACCCUUAAGG